Messenger RNA from Brachypodium distachyon (stiff brome), 859 nucleotides. RefSeq lists its product as uncharacterized. The record is from RefSeq and is a predicted model, not a curated record. NCBI's taxonomy places the organism in Eukaryota, Viridiplantae, Streptophyta, Magnoliopsida, Poales, Poaceae. The transcript has 3 exons. Bases 16 to 858 code for a protein of 280 amino acids.
AAGGAGAGAUAUCUCAUGGGCUUGGCCCAGGUCUUUUCCCCCUUCACUGUCUCGGCGGCUCCCCUGUCUGCGGCCAGAACCCAGCCAACCAUCCCAUAUCUCUCUCUCCGCCGCGAUGAGCUCCGGCGGCUGCCGCCGGUGAGGCCCGCCGCCGGGUUACGAGCGCUCUCCCCUUCUCAGCAGCGUUUGAUCGAUCGGAUGACAUGCAUGUCAGCUCUCCGUCUGUGCAAGGGAGCCGUCCGGUCGCCGCCGGGCUCGUCGGAGUGGUCGGGGUCGAGGAAGCUUGCUUCUGAUGCUGCUUCAUCGUCCUGCGCUCCGAGAGGGGUCGCCGCGUGCCGCUGGAACAAGCAGGGGAGCUCCUCCGCCUUGCUGCGUGCAUCUCCUUCCCUCGGCAGAAGCACCAGGGGGCUGCGAUGGGCCAUCAAGACUAUGGCAGAUGACAAUGCUGACAAUUCAGGCAAUAGCACUCGCCUGUUUACUGCAAUUCAAUCUUUUUGGAACAAGUUAUCUGGCAAGCUGAAGAAACUAAGAAGAGGGUUUCCAGUGAAGAUCCUAUUCUUUCUGAUAGGAUUUUAUUGUGCCACAGCAUUUGCUACUGUCAUUGGUCAAACAGGUGACUGGGACAUAUUGUCUGCGGGCCUUGCUGUCGCUAUCGUUGAGUUUAUUGGUGCUCUCAUGUACAGGGCUUCUUUUGCAUUUUUUGGUAGGAUCAAAAACAUGAUUACCAUAUUCAAUUACUGGAAAGCCGGACUCACACUAGGAUUGUUCUUGGAUUCAUUCAAAUAUGAAGUGGAUGAAUUUCUUGAAUCAUGUAAUCCAUUCAACUUUGAGAUUAAUAUAUUUACUAGGCUUUGGUAAA